GGGCGGCGGAGGCGGCGGGGAUGGCGGCGGCGGCGGAGGCGGCCGAGGUCCGGACCAACAUCCAGAUGCUGCUGGAGGCGGCCGAUUACCUGGAGCGCCGAGAGCGAGAAGCGGAGCACGGCUAUGCCUCCAUCCUACCGUUCGACGGCAAGGACGCGGACGCCUUCAAGAGGAGGGGCAGGUCCAAGAACAGCAGCAUUAACAGGUCGACUCACAACGAAAUGGAAAAGAACCGACGGGCCCACCUCCGCUUGUGCCUGGAUAAAUUGAAGGGGCUGGUGCCGCUCGGGCCGGAAGCCAGCCGUCACACGACGUUGAGUCUGCUCACCAAAGCCAAGAUGCACAUAAAGAAACUGGAAGACUGUGACCGCAAAGCCAUGCACCAGAUCGACCAGCUGCAACGCGAGCAGCGACACCUGAAGAGGCAGCUGGAGAGGAUAAGGACCAACAGCAUCGGCUCCACCAUCUUUUCCGAGCGGUCCGACUCGGACCGAGAAGAAAUGGACGUGGACGUUGAAAGCACAGACGACUACCUCACGACGGGCGAGCUGGACUGGAGCUGCAGCAGUGUGAGUGAUUCCGAUGAAAGGGGCAGCCUGCAGAGCCUCUAUAGCGAUGAGGGCUACUCUAGCUCUAGCGUUAAGAGAAUAAACCUCCAGGACGAUCACAAGACGCGCCUCGGCCUAUAAGAGGCAGCCCUGGAGCCGGGCCCACCGCCUCUCGGGGUCUCCUCCCCCCGUCGGACCUCGUUAGGUGGCAGGCACGUGUACCAUCUUCCUGCCCCAAAAGCCGUUCUGGCCGAGCUUCCCAGCAGCGCAUGAGGUUGCGGGUCCUGAGCUACUCUCUGGAGGACGCGCAUCUGAUCCCAUCCACUAGCUUCUCUCUCUUUCGGUGUCUCUCUCUCUCUAUCUCUCGCCCUCCAUAACUCGUCCCCGGGAGACCGUCCAUUCCAUCCACCCUCUCGAAGGCCCCGAGACCGUCUGAGACCUUCCCGCCAAAUCUCAGCCAAGUCCCUCCGCCUCACGGCCGACCACUUGCCUUCUCCCCCCGUUUUUCUGUCCGCGCCUCUCACCUAGCCACCGGGUCCAAGCUGGGCCUAGUCUGUGAAAUCUGAAGGAAUCAAACCACUUCUAUUUUUUGAUAUUUUUUGUCCCCCGCCUUCCCUUUCUCAUUUUUUUUUCCUGUUUUCAAAUGGGUUGAGAUCCAGAGCUUAAAAACCCCGAAGCCAGCUUUGACGGCCACGUUUUCAAAAGCACUUAGACAGCCGCGUGCCGGCCUGGGCACUGGGUUUUCCCUGGGAAUUUGCAGAAGUAAAUCCCCACCCCAGCCUCACUCCACCCAACUUUCACCUCCAGGGGAACCGCCAGUCACUUCCUCCAGACCCGGGGCCCGGAGGGGGUUGCGAGGGGCCCGGCGCCCCGACCCCCCGAGAACUUCCUCAGCCUCGUCCUCACAAGUCAGGCGGUCUGCCCCACUCUGGCUCGGCGGGUCGGGGACCCCGCUCCCCGCCCGUUCUCCGCCUCUGAGACGAAGGAGAAGGCCCCUCCACCCGCUUCCCAUUAGCACAAAGCAACCGUGCCUCCUUUCUCUUUCUUCACGCGGCGGGCGAUCCGAUCGAUUCGGGCCUGUUUUUACUAGGAAACGUAGCAAAAAACGGAGCUGGGGAGUUAGCCAAGCUAGCUUCCCGCUCACCACCCCCUCAGAGAGAGAGGCCAAGCCCCCUUCCCCUCCCCCUUUCUCCCCGCUUCUCCUUCUGAUGUCGAAAAGGACACCAGGGUCAGCUCUUUGGGGCUAUUGCAACUCAACGGAGCACUUACUAGGAAGGAAAGCUGGCUUUCACCUGGUUGAACAUUUUUUUUUUUGACGAUUAUUAUUUUUGUUAUUUCUUGUGUUUUUUUAAUUCUCCCCCCUGCCCUCGAACCGGGCUUAUGGGGGCUUUCGGUUUGCCGAUCUAAAAGCCCGAUUUUACGUCUGGCUGCGGCUCCGCCCCUCCACCCCUUCUCGUAGCAUUUUUAUUUAAGCGAAACAGAGCACACGAAUAUGUACAUAAAACCCCCGAAUCUAUAAAUACUAUUUAUUCAUUUUUAUAUAAAAGAAUGCAGCGGAGAUAACUUCUUACGACUCUGUGCUUUUAUAGAUGUUUCGGAACUUUGUAUGUAGAUUUCGGCCCCCUGACACGGCUCUGUUAUAUCCACCCGGCCCGCUUGUUUUUCGACCUCUUUUGAGGUGUGGCCGUUGAGACGGAUCCUUUCCUUCGAUUUGACACGUUCCGUGAUGCAGAGGUGGGCACAGAGCGAGUCGAGCAUCCCUAGGAUCCAGCUGAGAAGCGGCCCCUUCACAUCGAAGGCUACCGGAGCUCAGUGGUCAUGGGCUAUUGACAUGUGCUUUCCUGCUGCCCGGCGGUCUUUAAAAUACACGCGUGUGUGUGUGCAGAUGUGUGUUUACGUACACAAGCGUGCGCCCACAAUUCACUCAAACACUCAAUGGUCAGCAGCCUAAAUUAAAAAAAAAAACUAGAUUUCCUUUCUCUAGCUCCUUUUGGAUUUUUUGAUGAGCCUAACUUUUAAAAGAUGGGAAUUGGGCUGGUGGAUUUCUUAGAACUCCAAAGCCUUCUUUCUCUCUCUCUCUCUCUCUGUCUCUCUCUCUCGGUCUCUCUCUCGCUCACUUGUUUUGUUUUGGGGGUUUUUCGUGUGUUUUGGGGGGGAAAAGAAGGAAUUUUGUGUUUGUUUGUUUUUAAAUGGCUGGGAUUUUUCCGAUAACCAGCAGAAGAUUUGCACUGAAAUUACAACGUGUAUAUGCCUUGGCAAUUUUAAGCCUGCUCCUUGAGUCCAAGCAGAAAGAUAGUCUUCAGAGAGCUAGCUCAACCUGUAAGGUGUCUGGAAAAGAUAAAUAUAUGCGCACUUUGAGGUCUGUACUCAAAUGCAUUUUGAGAGACCUCUCAAGCUUUUUUUUCCUCCCAUUGUUAAUUAAAUGUUACAUUAAAGUUUCUCACAAGUCCUGAGCUAUGGUUGUGAUUGCCUGGUUUAAGGCAACAGAGGAGCUUCAGAUUUGGGGAAAGCUUGUGGGUGUGAAUUGGGAGAGGGAAAGGGAGAGCAAAUGUGUACUUGUCUGUUUAAUUUAGAAACAAGAAGUCUGAAAGACUCAAAUCUUUUCUGUAAUUUGAUCGUCAUGCCUCUUUGAGUUCAACUCCAUCUUUGUCUCUUUGGUUGAAAUAUCAAAUGUGUUUUGCCCCGCUAUAUAAAACCGUGAUUAUUUGACCUCA
Messenger RNA from Ornithorhynchus anatinus (platypus), 3262 nucleotides. It is a transcript of the gene MXD1, whose product is annotated as MAX dimerization protein 1. The transcript is spliced from 6 exons. The coding region runs from base 21 to 689 and encodes 222 amino acids. Gene Ontology annotation, biological process: negative regulation of transcription by RNA polymerase II. The record is from RefSeq and is a predicted model, not a curated record. Gene Ontology annotation, molecular function: RNA polymerase II cis-regulatory region sequence-specific DNA binding; protein dimerization activity; DNA-binding transcription factor activity, RNA polymerase II-specific. NCBI's taxonomy places the organism in Eukaryota, Metazoa, Chordata, Mammalia, Monotremata, Ornithorhynchidae.